AUGGAUGAAUAUAAUUAUGAUGCAUGGAGAGAGCUCUUCGAAACCCAUUGCCUUAGCUUUGGCCUUAUGGGUCAUCUGGACGGCACAACUCAAUCGACCGGAGAAGAAGACACAUACUGGGCUCGGAUUGACGGUUUAGUGAAACUGUGGAUCUAUGGCACGAUUUCUAAAUCGCUGCUCACUACCGUACUCAAGAAGAAAAGUACUGCCCAUGCCCUGUGGACAAGACUAGAGAACCAAUUCUGUGACAACAAGGAGGCCCGUGCCAUCCAACUCGAAAAUGACCUCCAUAACCUCACCAUUGGAGAUUUAGCCGUGCAUGAAUACUGUCACAGAUUGAAGAAAAUUUCGGAUCUCUUAUCCAACAUCGACGCGGAAGUUUCCGAUCGAAAUCUCGUUAUGCACAUGCUCAAUGGCUUGAAUGAAAAGUUCGACAACAUAGUCAACGUCAUCAAGCAUAAGUCACCAUUCCCAUCAUUCGAAGACGCACGUUCCAUUCUCAUUCUUGAGGAACAGAGGGUCAGCAAAACCACGAGACAUCAACCCAUUCAUACAGACCACUCUUCUGCUCCGACGGCUUUAUACACGACCACACAACCAUCUUAG
Messenger RNA from Tarenaya hassleriana, 606 nucleotides. RefSeq lists its product as uncharacterized. The transcript has a single exon. Bases 1 to 606 code for a protein of 201 amino acids. The record is from RefSeq and is a predicted model, not a curated record. NCBI's taxonomy places the organism in Eukaryota, Viridiplantae, Streptophyta, Magnoliopsida, Brassicales, Cleomaceae.